Halichondria panicea is the source of this 1222-nucleotide messenger RNA. Its product is annotated as beta-1,3-galactosyltransferase 6-like. Bases 37 to 1182 code for a protein of 381 amino acids. The transcript has a single exon. Lineage: Eukaryota; Metazoa; Porifera; Demospongiae; Suberitida; Halichondriidae. Gene Ontology annotation, cellular component: Golgi membrane. Gene Ontology annotation, molecular function: hexosyltransferase activity. The record is from RefSeq and is a predicted model, not a curated record.
GCUGUUUGUGUUAAUGAUAUUCAUAACCAAUUGAAAAUGGAGUCUUUGUGUUCGUGUUCACCUUUUGUGCGAGGAUUUCUCCCUGGUAUCCUGAUAGGCCUCUUCUCCUCUGUGCUGCUGUUCAAUACAAUAUGGAAGGAGCCCCCCUUGACUACAGAGAGACAGAUAUCAUGGUGGUCCAGCUCCAGGCUCCCCCUGCACCACAAUCCACCUAUGCAACUGUCAGACCAUAGAGAAGCAGAAUUAAUACCAAUAGCUCGAAAACUACGAGCAAGUGACAAUGAAGAUGAUUGCAAUCCUUCGGUGUACCUGAGAACUCAAUACUUGGACCAAUCGAGCUAUCUUCUGGUGGUGUUGGUUCACUCCACACCCAGAGCCUCGGGCACAAGAGGAGCCAUUAGAGCAAGCUGGCUCACUAAUCGUAGAUCCCAAACACGUUAUCUGGCAAGAUUUGUAAUUGGAACGAAGAACUUGACGCCCAAAGAUGCUCAAGCUUUAGCGUGUGAGAACAAACAGUAUGGAGACUUGGUUAUGUUGCCGGAUGAUGCAGACACUGUGAAUCCACAGGAGUGGUCCAGCACUUCCAAAUUGCUAGGAUCUUUCAGAUGGGCAAUGGACAAUGUCAAGUUCUCUUAUAUCCUGAAGUGUACGGACUCUACGUUUGCUGUGAUUGACACGAUUGUGAAGGAACUGGAAUUUAGAGAACAAAAAAACAACAAGACAACCGAUUUCCUAUGGGGAUUUUUUGCAGGUGGAGUGCAAGCUGGAAAAGAAGGACGAUUGAGCGAAAAGAACUGGUUCCUCUGCAGUCAUUUCCUUCCCUUCCCUCAGGGCGGGGGAUAUGUCAUCUCUCACAGUCUUGUUGAAUUAUUGUUGUCCUUGGCGGAGGAGCUACAGCAUUAUGAACACGAUGACAUUGGCCUUGGUGCGUGGAUAUCACCAUUUAAUAAUAUUGAAAAGUAUCACGAUGUUCGUUUCAACACUGGCUACUAUUCAAGAGGAUGCCAGAAUGUGUACAUCGUGUCACAUAUGGAAACUGGCUCGAGUAUGCAGCGCAAGUAUUCGUCUUUAGUGCAGACUGGACAAGUAUGCCAACAAGAAUUUAUGUCAAGAUUAUCGUAUGUAUACAACUGGACUGCUCCUGCCAAUAGAUGCUGUGUCAGGACACCAAACAUUCCUUAGCUAUGGUAUAGAUUAUAAUCGUCAAUCAAUAUUAUUAUUA